Cercospora beticola is the source of this 2582-nucleotide messenger RNA. RefSeq lists its product as uncharacterized. The record is from RefSeq and is a predicted model, not a curated record. Lineage: Eukaryota; Fungi; Ascomycota; Dothideomycetes; Mycosphaerellales; Mycosphaerellaceae.
AUGCGCUUGCUCAAUGUACAUACGCUGGAGUUUGAGGAGUUCUACCACGAUGAUAUUGAGAGUCUGCCGCGAUAUAUUAUCGCAUCCCAUCGCUGGGGUCAACGCGAGCCGAAGUACAAGGAUGUCGUGAAAAGGCGACAUACGGAUUCCCCGGGGCAUAAGAAGAUCGAAGGCUUUUGUAAGACGAUCCGGGAGUCUGGGACAGGAGUUAACUGGCUAUGGAUCGAUACAGUGUGCAUUGAUCAGAGGAGCUCAUUCGAACUUCACGAGUCGAUUAAUUCGAUGUUCAGAUGGUAUGCCAAUGCCGAAUGCUGUCUCGCAUACCUCGGCGAUGUCGUGGCGAAGAAGCACAGAAGCUCGAAUGAUCAGGAGAAGCACGACAGUACCUCCUUCGGCCGCAGCAAAUGGUUCACACGAGGCUGGACACUGCAAGAACUCUUCGCACCGAAACUCGUCAUCUUCUUCGACCAGACUUGGCAAGUCAUUGAAACCAAAGGACAAACGGCAUCCAACUGUGAUCCUCUAUGCUUCGCGUCUACCACGAACUUGACAUCUCUGAUCAGCCCGAUUUCCGGGAUCCCAAAUAAUGUUCUCCGCGAUUGCGAGAGGAGGAAAGAAUGCAGUGAUGAGGAGAAAAUGUCCUGGAUGACGAAUCGACGAACGACCCGAGUGGAAGAUCUUGCAUACUGUCUCCUCGGUAUCUUCGAAGUGUUCAUGCCGUUGGUAUAUGGCGAAGGCGACCAGUCUCGUCAUCGCUUGCUGAAAGAGAUUCUGGCGAAGAAGGAAAUCGAGCGGGCAAAACUCGGAUUUCAUAGUGAUCGACAAGAUCACGAAAUCGACAUGCAACUUUGUUCCGAAGAAAAAGCUCUCGACCUGAGCUCUCGUGUCUCGCGACUUAUUCGAAGAAGGGGAUACAGUAAAGAUGAAGCGGUAUAUUACCUUGCAAUGAAGGCCGCACGAGAUCGUGGCGUGCAGGUUGAGCAAGCGAGAGAAGAGAUUGAACAGUACUUGUCCGCCUUUGAGCAACAUGUAAGUUGGACGAAGUACCAGUAUCGCGCAAUAAGGAAACAAGGUUUCCCGCGAGCGACUGCAAUUCGUCAUAUGGAAGCGUAUCUGCGUCGGUGUGGGUAUAAUGCCGUCGAUGCGCAGAGGUCGUUGAAGGCGAGAUUGUGGUAUGAGCCAUUGCCGACGGAGAAGACGAGGGGGGAGAAAGUCGAGGGGUUGCGAGCUGAGGAGGAUCAGCAUCUUAAAGUGCCUCCGGCGUCGACCUGGACAAGUGGGAAAAGCGGCUUGUGGGAUGGAACGCAGAGGGGCCCAGUGCCGGAGAUUAAUGUAUUUGAUUAUGAGCUGCAGGAACAAGGGCCGGAGGAGAGUACUCGUGGGACAGAACAGGAGGCGUCGUCUUUUGAGCAGAGUCGCGAUACAGUCGAAAAGGAUUCUGCGCAUGAUGCCAGGAAAGGAGUGCCUAUUGCUCGGGUCAAUUCGCCAAUUCAGCAGCCCAGAACGACGGGGUUCACAGUGCACCUGCGUGCGAGCCCGGAAAGAAGUCUCAACGCUGGUGCGCCUGCAAUGUGUCUAAGAGAACUGUCAGCCGAGGGCCUGCAAGUUGGAGAAAUUGCAAGUAGGGUCAACCCAGAUGCAGUAAGCACGAUGGAAGAAGAGAUAGUAGUCGGGGACAGUCUGGCUUCCAAUCUCGACCCCGCAGCGCAAGAAACCCAAAGAUGCAAAGAGGCCUCUCCGAUCACACAAAGUGAGAACGAGAAAGGUGCUGUUCUUGGUCUCCAACAGACAGCUGCCUCUUCCUCAAGUUGCAUGGCGAGGGAAAAGCCUGCCAAUGCAGCCCAAUGCAAAGGUCCUGUCGACUUUGACAGCCGCGAAUCCCGUGCGGACCUUCCCAUUCGCACUCUUUCAGCGAGCCGCCAACCUUUGUACGUCUCGAGAGACCAACAAGUGCCGAGAACUGCUGCGAUAAAGGCGCCCGUCGUCGUGGGCGCUUCGUCAGAAGACAGCGAUAGAGCAUCUGGGCUGGAAGGAACACGGCAGGGGAUGCCAGUGUAGACUGGCGCCAUUAUGAGGUCUUUCUUGGAAGCUGAAUGAAAAACAUGGCAGGCAAAUGAAGAGAGAACAUAUCUGCUACUCCACUGUGCAAGGGCCCAUUGCGCCUUCGCGCUGCCGUGAUACGUUACGGCAUAUGAGAAACGCAUCGCGAUCGCGGUUGUGACACCCUCGUGCUCAGCAGAGGCCAAAGAGGAGAGGAGAUGCUGUUGAUCUGAGGACUCGAGCGCCCGUCUCCCAAAGAAGAGUCACUGCUUUGUUGUUGUAUGAUCGCACCAGCUGUAGCCAGGAAAUGUAAGCACUGUCCUCUGCACUCAGCUUCCCGCAUCCCAUACAGUGCGAUAUUCAUUUCGCUGCUGUGAUGGGCCAUCUUUGACGUGCAACUACGGUUUCUCCUUGCACGCCUGCAUGUCCAAGGCACAGCAGCUGGACAUGCCGGAGACCGUGGCUCUGUCUAAGACGCUCUUUAGACCGUGGCAGCGCACAUUUCUCAGUGUGGAUAUCCCAUUCCAUCUCCCGGAGAUAUG